UAGUAAAUGAAGUCAUGAUCUUUUUGUGUCUUACCGAACUCUAUAUAAACUGUCGUUGUUUUUUUCUGUAUUAUAAAAUAUUAUUAUCAUUCAGUACACCAAAAACACAACACAUGCAUAAGAGCUACCAAUCCUUAUGGAGAAUGUAACAAGAGAUGUUGAAUUCACCUAUGAAGAGUUGAUAGAGCAAAAUAAAGCUUUGUCAGAAGAGUUAUCUCAAUGCCAGCAUGAUAAAGAUUUUGUUUGGAAUUUAUGGAAGAAUUUACAAGUCGAAAAGCCUGAUAUGACAAAUAUUAUUAGUCAAGUAGUUGAUAGGGAGCAACAAAAGUCGGAUGCGAAAGAUUUGAAAGUUUUGAAUAUUCUUCAGCAAAAAGAUAACCAAAUAAAAAUACUUGAAGAUAUAUCUGCGGACCUACAAACACAGCUGAAGCAAUCCAGCGAAAGGUUAUCUGAUUUGCUGCUACAGAAAUCAGAUUGGGACGAAAAAAGAAAGGAAUGGCAAGAAGAACAACGAAAGUUGGAAUUUCAAUUAGAAGAGAAGCAAGAAAUUUUAAAAACACGAGAAUCUCAUGCUAGUAUAGUCGAAAAUGAAACCAGAGAAAGAUUGGUGCAACUGCAGAAGAAAAACACAGAUUUGCUGGAAGAAAAUACACAGCUUGUUGAGUCUGUAAAUUCACUGAAUGUCAAUCUAAAUAACAAAGAAAAAGAAAUUAAGGAGUUAAAAGAAACACUGAUGUUGAAAGAUGAAGAAGUAGUCAAAAGAAUUCAAGAUCUAGAUGAGGAAUGCCAACAAAAGCAAGUGUUGUUUAAUGAGAAAGAAGAUGCAGAUAAGAAAAUAGGGGAGCUGAAAGAGAAGCUUCGUUCUGUUAAUGCUAAGUUCGAAGAUGCUCAGGAAAAUUUUGACAUUCGUGGUGAGCAACUUCAAAGGAACGUUCAAGUUAUCCAAGACCAAGCUGAACGUUUAGAACAACAGGAUGUUGAAAUACAAAACUUAAGAAAACAAUUAGAGGAGCAUAAGACAUGCAAACAACAUAUCGCAGAUCAAAGUCAGUUAAUCCAAAAUUUAGAAGCACUGCAAGACGAAACACAAAAAGUUUUAUCAAAACAACAAGAUACUCACCAAGAAGAAGUUGGAACGUACCAAAAGACAAUAACAGAAGUAUCGAAGAAAAAUAAAAAACUUCAACAUGUUGUAGAGAAGUUGUUAGCAGAAAACAACAACAUUAAAGAGAAUGAGAAAAUGGCAAGAAUAGAGUUGCAACGACGAAAUGAAGAAAUAUCAACCCUGACUGAAGCGUCGAAAAAGUUUGCAGACACUACUCUGUGUUCGCGUUGCGGCGAGUUAGAAGAAGAACUUCAAAAAUGUCACUCGAAUUAUAACAAGCUGUUACGAAAUUACGAAAGAAAGUGCAACCAUUUAGCUACUACGCAGAGUUCCUUUGAUAAAGGAUUUGCUGACUUGAACUCAAGCUUAUCUGAGAUUGAAGCUUCGAACACACAAGAUUUUUACAAAACAAAAAUACAAACAGAGACGAUUGAAAAGUUACAACAGUUGGUAAAAAAUAUGGAUGCAGAAUUAAAAGCUACAAGAAGAGCACACAAACAAAGACAUCAGCGUUACAAAGUGCUACAAGAAAAUUACAACCUUGCUCUCCAACAACUUGCGACAUAUGAAGAAAUAUCUAUACUUUCACCUAAGCAAGAAGAGAGGGCACCACCUCGAGCAUCAGCAAAAUCAUUGCAACACGAAAAUAGCAAAUCUGUUUGGAAUGAAUUAGAACAUUAUCGUAAAGAAUAUGAAAAGUUGAAUGACGAGAGACCUGGGAUAGAGGAAGAAUUGGAUGCAAUGCGAGUAAAGACAUCUCGAGAUGAAACAAAAAUUGCGCACUUAAAUCUUAAGCUACUGGAAUUAGAAAACGCUUUUCGUCUAAAAGAAGAGGAACAAGACAAGAAUAUUAAACAUUUACAAUCGUCGGAAAUUUAUUCUUUACAAAAACAACUCGAAAUAUGGAAAGACAAGGUUUAUACCAGUGAACGGGAAAUCAUUGCGUUGACAGAAGCCAACUCAAAAUUCAUUGACAGGGAAAGAUUUCUUCAAAAAGAAAUGCAAAGAAUACAGAGCGAAGCAGAAACUGUAAAAAAAAAUACACCGGUACUCGAACAAGCUACACAGACAGAUGUUACGGAAACCGACUCGCGAAAAUUAUUUGAUAAAAUGAACGAAGUCAUAAAUGCUGUACAAAGUGAUCGUUUAACAGUCAGCCAGCUAGACUCGACCGCUCAAACAACAGCAUCAAAAUCAUACGCCACUCUCGCUACACAGACGUCUCCUAACAAGAAUAGAACGAAAGCUAGACAUGCAGAGUGUUCAACACAAACAGACUUAACGAGCGACUCGUCACCAGAGCGUAACAAUGAAGAAGAAGAACAUGAUAAAGUAAUAAAAAAGAAGAAGAAAUUGCGUUCCGAAGCACAGAAAUUGCAACUACUUAAGUCUGAUUUGAGUCAAGAAAAUCGCAGUUUAAAGAAAAGAAUAUUUUCACUGGAAACACAGGUCAGCCAACUUCGAGAGUGCAGGAGUAACUUAGAAAAGCACGUUGAAACAUUACAACUGGAAAACGAGAACUUCAAAUCUGAACUUGUGGCUAAUCUUCAAAAAUUACAAGCAACAAGAGAAAUACUUCAGGAACGUUCACGAGAAUUAGAAGAAUCCUCACACGAGCUUCAACAACUGAGAUCAUUUCAUCACAAAGACAACGAGGAGGUGAAGACACUCUCCGCAGAGUUAAAAACUAUGGAAAACAAAUUAAAACACGCUACGAAGGAGUGCUCCAAGAUGUCGUUUGAAACGAAAACUUUAAAAGGUGAAAAUGAGAUGUUGAGUGUGAAGUUAAAAGAAUAUCAAGAAAGAAUUACAAGUAUCGAAAAAACGUUAUCACAAAAGAAAACAUACACAAAUGAAUUAAAAGAAAAAUACAAUGAACUGAAAGAUAAAACAGAAAAAGAUGUAGAGAGUCAGGAAAAUUUGAGCCGAAAGUUAAAAUCUGCAUUGGAAAGAGAUAUUAAAAAUAAGAAUUAUAUUGAGAAUCUUAAAAGCAAAGUUGACACACUCACAACGGAUAAAUUGAUAUUACAACAAUCGUUAACUGCUGUGAAAAGUGAACUUGAAAACAAGUCGAGACUUCUGCAUGAUAGUCAAGUAUUGUGUCGUCAAGCGGAGACAGCAAUUGGUGAGAUGGAAAACACUGCAUAUGAACAACUUCACCAACAACAAAAAGGCUUUGAUGAGAAACACAGCGUCAUUAAAACGCGAUAUCACAAAUGUGUAGCGAAAGUGAACGAACAUAAAAUCGUAGUCAAGAAUUUCAUAGAGACGAUGCUUUCUCAAAUUCACGAUCAUCGCUCACAGCUGCUAGAAAAUCAUAAACAACAUGUCGAAAGAAAAGGUAAACGAAAAGAAGAAGAGUUCUUCAAAAAUAAAGCUCACGAUGUUGCUUGUUCGAUCUUAAACAUGUCAACAGCUGAUCUGCAUGAAUUCAUGCAAGAGGAACACGAAAUACAGCCUUCUAUUCCACAAUACGAAGACAACGAUAUCAGAGAAAAACUGGAGUUGAUUCUCAAGAAAGAGAGCAACUUUGGGAAGGUACUGACCAAGUUUUUGCUUGAUAUUGUUUCAUAUGAUACAACACUACGUGAAAAAUUAAUCCUCGAUGCAACUUAGUUCCCAAACUUCAAUUUUUUAUGUUUAUAGCUUGUACAUUGAUAACUUAUUUUAUCGGAUUUUAAACAUCGUUUGAAA
This is a messenger RNA of Hydractinia symbiolongicarpus, 3799 nucleotides long. Its product is annotated as centlein-like. The record is from RefSeq and is a predicted model, not a curated record. The coding region runs from base 137 to 3721 and encodes 1194 amino acids. Lineage: Eukaryota; Metazoa; Cnidaria; Hydrozoa; Anthoathecata; Hydractiniidae. The transcript has 32 exons. Gene Ontology annotation, biological process: protein localization to organelle; centriole-centriole cohesion. Gene Ontology annotation, cellular component: centriole; centrosome.